Ceutorhynchus assimilis (cabbage seed weevil) is the source of this 597-nucleotide messenger RNA. NCBI's taxonomy places the organism in Eukaryota, Metazoa, Arthropoda, Insecta, Coleoptera, Curculionidae. The record is from the annotation of a GenBank genome assembly.
AUGACGGAACCUUCCAAAGAAAUCACUAACGACAAAAAGAAGUCUUUAAAAGUAGCAAAACAGUGGAUAAAGUCGAGCAAAGAUGGCACCUUAUCCAGAAUGGACGCUUCGAUCAAAUCCACCUACUCCAAGUCGUUCCAGGGCUUCAUGCAUCAACUAGACAAAGAAAUCCAGGCUCGAUUUCCUGACGUCACUUACUUAUACCACCCGAGCCCUAUAAUGUCCAAAGAUCACUUUACUACCAUGCACGAAAUCGAACAUCAAGGCAAAGAACCACCCAACGAGAACCCGGUGACGUUUCACGGCAUCAAAAUCGAUCCGGGCUGUAUGAUCUUCAAGGACGCCUACGACGGCAAGAGUUACCGCAAAACCGUCACCAUUACCAACUGCCGAAGAAAAAUCGUAACUGUCAGAAUAUCGGAGCCUACAUCCAAGGCCUUCAAAAUGAAGCCUUUGCCUAUUGGACAAGUGUUGUCGCCCGGUCUAAGCGUAGUACGUCACAUUAAGUACCUGUACACUAAGCCCACAGCUAUACCGCAAGCUUGUAUGGACAUUUAUAUUGAUAAUGAGUAUUUUGGUUACGACUUGAUUGUGUAA